Molecule: messenger RNA, 7203 nt
Organism: Sphaeramia orbicularis (orbiculate cardinalfish)
Lineage: Eukaryota; Metazoa; Chordata; Actinopteri; Kurtiformes; Apogonidae
Product: protocadherin alpha-C2-like
Exons: 4
Coding region: 271-3270 (999 amino acids)
Biological process (GO): homophilic cell-cell adhesion
Cellular component (GO): plasma membrane
Molecular function (GO): calcium ion binding
Source: RefSeq, a predicted model, not a curated record
UCCAGCGGCAGGGAAACACACCCGUCAGCAGCGCGCAGUGGAGACAAAAAAAAAAAAAAAAAAAAAAAAGAAGCGCAUCACGGACAAAGGAAAUAUGGGUGCGCUGGAAAGGAUUCACCUCAGCCGGGUAACACGAUGGAUGAGCCGCUUGUGUUUCAUUCACCCGGAGACCAUUUAACCCACCUUAAUGAGGUGCUGGGAUGCAAGAUACUGCAAGCUAAAAAGGCGGAAGGCUGCGUUUAAUCCGUCUGCGGAUCCUAUGAGCUUGCAAUGGCUGUGGCGGGGAUAUGCAACUGGAUAGGGAAUAAUGUGCCUUUUUAUUUUGUGAUAUUUUUUUUAUUUUGUGGCCUUUCGUUUGGACAGUUGCGAUAUUCUAUUACAGAAGAACUAGAAAAUGGGGCACUGGUCGGUGAUCUGGCGAAUGACUUGGGGCUGGAUAUUCGAAAGCUCGCCACCCGAAAAAUUAAGGUAACCUCCAACAGCGGUAAACGCUAUGUGAUUGUCAACCCCAAAAAUGGGAAAUUACUUGUCAAUGAAAGAAUUGACAGAGAGGCGUUGUGUGAUUUAUCCAACACCUGCCUCAUUAAUCUGGAGGUGCUGGUCGAAAACCCCACUGAGGUGCAUCAUGUCGAGGUGGAGAUCGUGGAUGCCAAUGACAAUGCGCCGCAGUUUCCACAAGAUGAGUAUCAACUGGAAAUCACAGAAUCUGCUUUACCGGGGUCUCGUUACCCGAUUGAAAACGCCCAGGAUCCAGACAUUGGGUCUAAUUCAGUUCGUAUGUAUCAGCUUAGCACAAACGACCAUUUCGCGCUGGUAUCCAAUAAACCCUCCCUAAACACAAAGCACAUCGAGCUUGUGCUCAAAAAGCCUCUUGAUCGCGAACAGACGCCUUACCACCAAUUAAUUCUAAGUGCUGUGGAUGGUGGCACACCAGAUAAAACAGGCACUGCUAAGAUCAAUGUGAGGGUGUUGGACUCUAAUGAUAACGUCCCCUUGUUUGACAGCUCUGUGUAUAAGGUGAAACUGUUGGAAAAUUCACCCAAAGACACCCUGGUAAUUAAACUGAAUGCAACUGAUCUGGAUGAGGGCACAAAUGGGGAGGUUUAUUACUCUUUCAGUAGCUACACUCCGGAGAGAGUGAGGCAGAUGUUCAGCAUGGACACUCAUACAGGAGAAAUAAGAGUGAGGAGCAACGUGGACUAUGAAGAGACCAACUCCUAUGAGAUGUACAUACAAGCGAUGGAUAAGGGCCCCGGGGCCGUGGCAGCACACUGUAAGGUAGUGGUAGAGGUGGUGGAUGUGAAUGACAAUGUUCCUCAGAUAGUGCUGUCAUCUCUGUCCAGCCCUGUGAGGGAAGACGCCCGUGCAGAUACAGUGGUGGCCCUCAUUAGUGUUACCGAUCGGGACUCUGGAGCCAACAAGCAGGUGAGCUUAGAGAUCCCAGCAGGCCUUCCUUUCAAGAUCAAAUCAUUCAGAAAUUACUACACUCUGGUUACCUCAGCCUUCCUGGACCGUGAGACCACUGAUGCCUACAAUGUUACUCUGAGUGCCACGGAUGGAGGAAACCCUCCCCUUUCCUCUCAGAAGACCAUACAGGUGGAUGUGGCCGAUGUUAAUGAUAACCCGCCGAGAUUUGAACAGACUUCUUAUACAGUCUACGUGGCUGAAAACAAUGCCCCCGGGGCCUCUUUGUGUACUGUUAAAGCUCAAGACGCAGACAUCAAAGAGAACGCGCGCAUCACCUACACAGUGCUCAAUGACAACAAUCAUGGCAUCCCUGUCACCUCGUAUGUGUCUGUUAAGGCCGAUACAGGGGAGGCUUAUGCCCUGCGAGCUUUUGAUUAUGAGUCACUGAGAGAGUUUCACUUCCAGGUCAAAGCUCAAGAUGGGGGCAUUCCUCCGCUCAGCCGCAUCGCCACUGUCUACAUCUACAUAAUGGAUCAGAACGACCACGCACCACUAAUAGUUAACCCUCCGGGGAAUGGCACGCGCUCAUUGGAGACGGUACAGAAGAAUGCAGAGCCUGGUGCCUUGGUGACCAAAGUGGUGGCCUAUGAUGCAGAUGCUGGUCCAAACGCCUGGCUGGUGUAUGUGAUGGAGACAGCCACAGACCUCGACCUGUUCAAGGUGCAUGAACACACAGGGGAGAUCAGGACCACUAGGAGGAUCCUGGAAGAUAAUUCCACCUCCUUUGCUCUGACUGUUGUGGUGAAGGACCACGGGCAGCCUGCUCUUACCUCCACCGCCACCAUCAAUGUGGCUGUCAUGGAGGUGCCUCCAAAGGUGGUACCUGACCCUAAGAGGAUCAUCAGACCUCAUAGUACGUUGCUUUUCUCUAACGUGACCCUCUACCUGAUUGUGGCUUUGAGUGCUACCACCUUUGUAUUCCUGGUCACUGUGGUGGUGUUAGCCAUCGUUCGCUGUCACGCCUACUGCACCCAGCCUGGGUCCUGCUCCCCCUGCUGUGUGUCACAGAAGCCCCCUCCAGAUGGUGGGAGCAGUAGUGUAAGUGCUGGUGGGGCAGGUGGCGGUGCAGCUGCAGGACAACCUAAUAACAAUGUUGUGCUGCGGAGAGACCUUAAAGUAGAGCCUCACUACAUUGAAGUGAGAGGAAAUGGCUCGCUAACAAAGACCUACUGCUACAAGACCUGCCUGACAGCCACCUCUGGCAGUGACACUUUCAUGUUCUACAACACUGGACGUCCCAUCAGUGGCACCUGGGGCAGUGGUGCUGAGCGCUUCUUCACGAGUGGAAGUGGAUUUGUACGCAGACUGAGUAUGCCUGAUGCAUCUCUGCAAAUCUGCCCUGAGCCAAAAGCCCCGAAUGCUGACUGGCGAUAUUCUGCAUCUUUGAGGGCAGGGGUGCAGAGUUCGGUCCACAUGGAGGAGUCCUCUGUGAUGCAGGGCGCCCAGGGGAUGCUGGUCCAGAACUGGCCCACUGUCUCCAGUGCUGCAGAUGGAGAGGGUGGCGGAGAGCUUUCACCCCCAGUGGGCGCUGGAGUUAACAGCAACAGCUGGCACUUCAGAUACGGCGCCGGGCAAGGCUAUGGCCCGCCUCAGCCCCUGAAGCCUGGAGAGAUCCCUCCUGAAGCCUUCAUCAUCCCUGGAUCCCCAGCCAUCAUUUCUAUCCGCCAUGACGCAGGCCCUGUGGAUGACAAGGGUGACUUCAUAAGCUUUGGCAAGAAGGAGGAGGCCAAGAAGAAGAAGAAGAAGAAGAAGGACAAGAAGGACAAGAAGGAGAAAGGAAAGGAUGAUGGAGGGGAUGAGUAGGGGAGUGGGGGUGACUUGAAAACAGAGCUACCAACAAACUCCCAUCUCAAUUACUGAGCCAGAAUAAAGCCAAAUGCACAUUUUCAAAUUAAGGGAGAACCUCUUUUGCACCAUAUUUGCAUAGACAUUGUACAGUGGCCAUACCCUAACCCAAGGCCAAGCUUGGCUCCCUACACUAUGCGAACAUACUAAACAAAUCCAUCUUGGCUUAUUUGGCCUAUAAUGUUGACCUACAACACUUUAAGGUUUAAGGUAAACUAUUGUACUGAGUAGCUACAUGCCAUCAAGGAGAAAAGGUUGGACCAAAUUGAAUUAACAGAAAGGAAGGAUACUAUUGGAUUAGAUGACCCUUUCUGUGAUUUUGCUGCCCCUUUGUAUGAUGAAAACACCUGAAAAGGUGUACUAUUUGUAUCUAAGCACUGCUGAGGCUGUCCAUGUUGGCAUCUCUGUCUUUAUGCAGCCCCCUUCCUUUUGGAUCACCUACUUAAAGGUGCAAAGGAAGUCAUUGUAAAAAAAAAAAAAAAAUGAAACAGAUGCUUUUGUCUUCAAUAUUAUGGAGGCCUUGUAGAAAUUCAGAAAAUGUGGUCUUUUGUAAAAAAACAAAAAGAAAAAUGAAAAAGUCACAACAUAUGUGUACCAUGAGAUUACCACCUUUAAGGCAGAUAAGGUGAACAAAACAAGCAGGACCACACUCUUAUAAAAAGCUCUGUUUCAGUGUAACAUAGCACAUUGCAGAGGCUGAGGACCUGGACUGGGUUGCACCAACUAUGCGCAAGUUUGUUCCCAGGUGGGGGUAUAAAGUAGUGGCUUCAUUUGUAAUUAGCAAGUUAAAAAUUGAAGUGUAUCAUGGGAAGUUAAGGGGUAAUCCUACAGCUGUAGCUAGUUAUAAAAAUUUAGGAAAAGUAGCCAAUCUGUGAUUGCAACACUGUGCUGAUAGGUACAAACCACAUGGAUUUGUGAUUGACUAGAUUGGCUUAAAAAUUAAGAUUGGAAAAAUCCAUAUUUGACUCUUAAAGGACACAAUUAGUUUUUGCAUGUUUCAGUCCUUGUCUAAGAAUCAAGUAUACUUGUCAUCACCACUAACCUGCAGCACACAACUCCUCUGUGCUUUUAAUGUGUUUUUCUACACUUUCAGGCAGCAGUUUAUUGUAUAACAGAAAACAAAACUGUUACCUGUACACUUGAUGUAAAAUUAACACAGAACUUGCUUUCAUUAUUUAGACACCAUUUCCUUUCCUUUCCAAGGAAAUGUAGUUCAGAAAGAAACUUGCAAUACAUUAUUCCAAUAAUGGACCUUACUCAUAUAGUAUGAAUGGGCACAUCAGACUGCCUGAAAAGAAGAAAGACACUUUAAAACCUAUGAAACUCAACAGUAUAAUGGUUAGCAGUGAUCUAAGUAUUUAAUUUGUCUAAACGGGUCAGAAACAUCAAAAAUCACUACUAUGCUCCUUUAAGUUGCAAAUAAUAUGGAAUUAUUAAGAAAAAAUAUGUGUGCAAAAAAACAAAAAAAAAAAAGAAAAAAAUCCUGCUUUACUGUUAGUGAUUGCAAUUCUGUGACUUUGUAUCAUUUGCACCCGCUUUAUUGCUUGCUUGACUAUUUAGUUGUUACUUAAGGUUACGUUGUAACAGAUUUUUGUGGUGCUACCGCUUGUAUUUUAGCAAUGCGUGACUCGGGAUUAGUGGCUACUUUGGAAAAAAAAAAUAAUGGUAAUAAUAAUACUAGGGAACCUACGUGCAGCUGAUGCAACCGGCCCCUGACCUUCCUUGCCUCCUCUUGUGGAAUAUGGCACAGGUUAAUGGGGUCAUAAACCCACUGUGUAUCAGCACACCCAGUCUGACACAUACAUUAUUGUACACAAAUGAUGAUCCUCUCUGCUUCUACAUAAACAAGAAAACACACUCUGUCUCUUGCUCUCUUACACACAGCAGACACAACAGACAUACAGUACAUACCAACACAUUAACUGUAAAAUUGUACUAAAAGAAUACAAGCUUAACACUUACUGCUCCAACUCUAAGACUGAAGGUGCCAUCCUUAAUAUGGGAGUGUAUUAUAAGGCUGGAAUGCAGGAAAGUUGCUUGUUGCUUCAUUUCUGUUCAAGCCUGAUCCUCUACUUCUGUCUUUGAAUGUUAAGUAGUUGUUCUUCAAGCCCUGCACCACUGCCUCGAUUGCUUCAGUGCUUGUAGGAUUUGCUUGCCCGCUGCCUGUUUCCUCCCUCUUCUCCUGUUUCUUCAGAUCAACAUGGUUGGAAGACAUUUUAAAAGUCACUCUCCCUCAAUGAACUGUUCUGCCGUAAAACACAGUAAUAUGUGUGUGUUUGCAUUUUUACAUACACAAACACAGCCUACACAUACAACACACCACAUACACAUGUCUUUAGUUCAACUUCAACUGUACUUAGGCACUUGGACCAGAUUCUCUCUCUCGAUUGUUUGUUUGUUGACAGCUCUGUCAUCUCUAGCAUAGGAUCAACACAUUGCAUCGUGAGGAUAUCUGACAAGUUAGCAAUAACUUAGAUUACGUUGUGCUGAAUUUGAGACUAUGAGACAAGAUGGAGAGGCAAAUGAGGAAACUGAGUCAGAGCAUAGAAGAUAACAAAUACAUCAGGCAAAUCUUUCCCACUUUGCACAAGCAGAGGUAUUCCAGUUAUUUGUUUGUCAGCCAUGAGUGACAAGUGAUUACACAGGGUCGACCAAGACAACUUUUAAAACAAGCAAAGCGCACUUCAGCAGACACCGAUUGAAAGGCGACGAUGUAAACUCAAUCGCAGUUCGGCAAUAAUUGGUUGUUUCAAUGACCAAAAAAAAAAAAAAACAACAACAAAGUGCUGCUUGGAUGUGCUGAAAAGCUGCAGCGACCCGUGAAUGAACUGUAAAAAAGUUGCAGUGAUCCAAGUAUGAACCUUAGGUAGAGAUGAACCUUAUUAUGCUGUGACGUCAUGAAAACCCGGUGUAGCAUGGUAGAGAAAGAGUAUCGCGAGCAGUAUUGUGAAACAGCAUCGUCAUGAUUGAAAGUGUCAACAAAUCUCACCUCAGUGUUCCUUUUUUUAGACCAUCGUAUUAUCAGUCACAGUAGGGGUAGAGAGGUACUGCUGUCAGGCUCGAUCCCCUCCCAUGCACACAUUUCCUCCCCCUGCCCAGUCCUUUCAGGUGUACUUCUGUGCUGUCAGAUCACCAAGUGGCUGUUUGCAUGUUAUAAGCAAAGGAAACAGAUACUAUAUAGAUACUAUAUAUACAUAGAUAUGUUUUUCCACUGGGAAAUGCGUAUUGGAAUACAUAUACCUCUGAUACACAUUCUCAAAAGACAAAACACACACUGAAAGAUCCACACUCAUUCACACAUACUGUACAAACAUACAUACAUACAUAUACGCUAUUGCCAACAGUAAUUUGUGGAAAAAUCCUAAAAGAAUCACAUUUUCUAUCCUGUCGAAAAUGAAUUUAAUCUUCUAGAUAUACAUAAUGCUAUUGUGUUAUGCUAUGAAAUGCCUUUUUUGUUUAUACCCUUAUAAUUUUGAUAGAUGAAAUCAAUCCUUUAACUUGUGUUAAGCUUCGAAAUGAUGAUCAAACAAAUACUAUUGUGAAAUUGAAUCAUUUACUCACCCUCCAUAUCUAUUCCUUGCCCAGUAGAAUAAAUAAGCAGAAAAGGAAGAAAAAAAAAAAACAAAAAAAAAAACAUAAAAUGGUUGAAAAAAAAAAAAAAGAAGUUGAUGUAUUCUCUGCUUGUGUAUAGUGAAUGUUCCUCAGUCAAUGGGUGUGGCAGUGAGUGGCACAUACCAGUCGACUGUGACAGUGCAGAUCUGUUAAGAACUUCUUUUUUUGUACACCUGCUUAUCAUUGUAAAGGUGAUAGUAGUGAUUCUUAUGAUUUCAUCAAACUGGUAAUGUGUUUUGUUAAUAAGUCACAAAUAAAGUUUUUCUUAAAUAUCUUAAA